GUGAAUGUAAAGAUCGUUUCGAAAUGUCUGGCCAUUCAGAAUGCCAGGCACUCAAGAGUAUGAAACUUCAGCGGCCGACCUCGCGAGCAUUGCUGAACUUCAAAUGAUCAAUUUGCGAAACAACCACAUGACAUGGUUCGACAUAUGCCCGAAAGACAACGUAGCUACAUUCCGUUGGAUGCAACAUCAACCUACCAUUGACGAAACUAUCACGCUCAAGGAGAUAGCUCAGCUCGUCGAGGAUCUCCGCGAAAGUCUCGCAGACCCUGAGGAAGUCAAACGCCUGAUGAAGGAGAUAGACAAGAAGGCAUCUGAUAUGUUCGAUGCGCAUCGGAGGCAAAUAGGACCUCAGCUUGAAAAAAAAGCCAUCAAGGAUAUAAUUGCAAAAGAAAGCCGGGAAAGACAAUUGAUAGUCCUCCGGAAAUCUAUUGAGGACUUACUAUCCGACGAAGCCCCAGAGGAGUAUUAUGUUAACGUUUCGGAAGAUGCAAUGUCUGUAAAUUCUCAGCCCCCAGACGUAUCCGUACAACAGGAUCAAUCAAUUAUGGCCACGAAGCUCCCGAGGGAACCUGAAGAGCCUACUCUGGACGUCUCGAUGCCAGAUCGUCCCAAGGAUGGCAAUGAAGCUCCAAGCUGGCAUCCCCUGAAAUAUGGCCCUGGGCUACUCCAUGAACCUCUGGAACGAGAUACUAUCUCGAGGAAGACCAUUAAGUGGGGUCGUGCUAGGGGCAACCUCUAUAUCAACAAGUAUGGCAGCCACGAAGCCCCGGUCUACCGAUGGUCUCACAUCCCAAUCGACCUUGCUUAUGCCAAGGAUCCUCCCGAGAAAGACAAUAUCUGCAACCGCAACAAUCGAUAUGGGGAAAUUAUCCAUCCUCGAACAGGUAAGUUGUUUUAUACCGCUGCGAAUGUCAAGGAGGUUCUCGGGGUGAUUGUGCAAGGUGACGGCUGUAGAGCGGCUGAUCUGAACGGUCUGGACCCAUCGCAUCCUACCAGCGACUGGGUUUAUUUAAUUAAGCGCACCCAUGCAGGAGGACAUCGAGCAGACCUCGUCGAGAAUCCGAAGCUCCCGAAGUCCCCGUAUUCAGCAGCAUGA
Messenger RNA from Pseudovirgaria hyperparasitica, 1096 nucleotides. RefSeq lists its product as uncharacterized. The coding region runs from base 41 to 1096 and encodes 351 amino acids. The transcript is spliced from 3 exons. The record is from RefSeq and is a predicted model, not a curated record. NCBI's taxonomy places the organism in Eukaryota, Fungi, Ascomycota, Dothideomycetes, Acrospermales, Acrospermaceae.